Messenger RNA from Scophthalmus maximus (turbot), 2915 nucleotides. RefSeq lists its product as uncharacterized. NCBI's taxonomy places the organism in Eukaryota, Metazoa, Chordata, Actinopteri, Pleuronectiformes, Scophthalmidae. The transcript has 18 exons. Gene Ontology annotation, molecular function: protein binding; RNA binding; metal ion binding. The record is from RefSeq and is a predicted model, not a curated record. Bases 131 to 2152 code for a protein of 673 amino acids.
GGUGCGCAGGGCAACGACGCUCCCCUCAGGUGAAACUAGGAAAGGCGAAGAAACAGUCAACACACAGUUCAGACUUCGCACCGAGCUAGUCGCGAUAAACGACCGAGGCAAGAGAUAAUAAGUCGACGACAUGCCGAGAAAGAAGGCUCAUGUUCGAGGUGUCGCCCCUCAACCCGUGAUACAAGAGGACACGAGACUAAUGCGCACCCACCUCACUGUCAGUUCUCCUUUUCAGGACUCGAUGGUGGAUUUUAUAAAGGCCACAACCGGCCCCAUACAUGGAUUUCAUGCUGCGGGCGCCUUCCUGAAUGUCUUAACCUCUGGAUUAUUCGCUUUUAGGAACUACGACCUGGAAGACGACCUCAUAUAUUCAGAUGAUGAUGACGACGACGAUGAUUAUCAUAUUUGUCCAUACAAUUCUGCUCACAGGCCUAUUGAGCCACAUCCACAAAUUAGACAACUCACUGAAGAGGAGGCUAAUAAACACGCAGAAGAACUGAUAGCAGAAGAGGAGCGACGUAAGGAGAAAACUGAGAAGAACAAGCGUAAAAAAAUGCGCCAAAAAGAAAAGAAGCGAUUAGAAAAGGAAAAUGCCGUUAAAGAAAUUUUACCUGAGGAAGAACGAUGCAAGUCUGACUCGUCAGAAAAUCUGAAUGAAAAUCCUGUUAUCGAAAGUAACACAGAAGGAAAUGAAUCUCCUGAAUGUGAUAAGACUCAAAAUGAAACCGAGGCUGUUGGACACGGUGAAAGUAGCGGUGGUCUUGAUAAAACAAAAACUCUUUUGACAAUGGACAAGAAAGACGAGGAGGAAAAGGAGUCUGAUUUCAAUAAUUCAUUAUACGCUUGUUCUGCUAAACCGGUGCCCGAGGAGACGUGUGACCCCCAAUCUGCAAAAGAGAGAAAAAAGGGGAAAAGGAAAUCACCGGAAGUUCAGCAGCUCGAGGAGGAAAAGCCAAAAGUUAUGGAGACACCUGACGUUCAGAAGAAAGAGGACGAGAAAGAGGAGCCUGAUAAAGAGAAACCAAUGGGUGCAACUGUUGAAGAGUUUGCUAAAAUGAGCAGAGAGUUGGCAGCUACAGGAAACCUCUGGGCGUCCUCCGGACAGUAUGAGAUGGCAAUGAAAUGCUUCACUGACGCCAUUAAAUUCAAUCCAAAGGAAUUCAGGUUGUUUGGAAAUCGGUCCCUGUGUUAUGAAAGAAUGCACCAGUAUGAAAACGCUCUGAGAGACGCCGACCUCGCUCUCUCCAUGGAGCCGAGCUGGAUUAAAGGUUUAUUCAGGAAAGGGAAAGCUCUGUGCGGACUCAAGAGAUACUAUGAGGCCUCGCUCAUCUAUAAAGAAGUCCUGAAGCUGGAAGAUUCGAGCGCUGAAGCCAAACAAGAGAUAAAACGAGCACAGACACUGCACCUCAUGGAAAUGGGCUUCUCCUGGACCCAGAGCAGCGAAGCUUUAAAAAAACACGCCACACUAGAGGAGGCCGUCGAAGCUCUGUUUUGCGGUGACGUUAAUGAGGACCCUGGAGCAGCCGGUGCCAGUGCAGACACUACUGCAGAUUACCAAGUGGUGCAGGAAGUAGAAGAAGAAGAAUAUGAUGAUAAUGAGGAGGAGGGAGAGUGGAUUGUCCUGCAACCGAGCCGCCCUCGAACGCAGCAAAUCAAAGAGUUCGAUGCUCCGGUCCAAAGCAGAUCGAACUCUCAGUCUCCAACUCCUCAUUUAAGGAAUUCUGUGAAACCGCCGUUUUUCUCUGUUUGGGUCGGGUCCUUGGCUCCUGCCGUCACCUACUCGACACUUCACGAGCUCUUCAGCAGAGUUGGGGCAAUCUACAGCAUCAAGAUGUUGCUGGAACAUCAAUGUGCCUUUGUGAACUACACCAGAAAGGAAGACUGUGACAGAGCCAUCCAGUGUUUUGAUGGGAUGGUGUUGGAGGGGGCUCCACUGUCUGUGCGGGGUCCCAGUAAAUAUCAAGCUGCACACGGCUUCGCCAGAUCAGCUGCUACAGACCCCUUUUCACGCUCUGGCCAACAAAAGAAGGAGUGCUUCUUUUGGAGGACGAGCGGCUGCACGAGGCAGGACUGCACCUUCAGACAUGUCCCAGAGCACAAGAACAUUGACAAGGACAAGUUCACCAGCAGGCUGGGAAACUUCAACACGUAGGAACCUCGAAGGUCCGACACAACGGUGGUGGUGGUGUCUACAGUCACUUCGGAAAGGAAAAUUUGUGAUUUGGAUUUAAUUUUCUGCGGCAGUUUCGAACAUGUUUGCACCACAAUGAAUACAAAGCACACCGAGUGUUUUGCUUGCAACAAUAGUUUGGGCCUUUUAAAGCUAUGAGCAUUCCUCUGCAGCUUUAUCAGGGAUUAUUUGCGAUCUCAUCUGUUUAAAGAUUGUGUUUAAACCCUUAAUUUUUCUUUUUACUUUAUUGAAUGUCAUUAUUUUAAAAACAAGAUUUUUCUUAUGUUGGCUUUUAGUCACCACUAGGUGGCAGCAUUACUUUUAUCCCCCGAAUUUGGGGCAACAAACUUCAUCUGCUUUCAUUUUAAAGGCUUUGAUUGAUGAGUGGUUGUGUAAAAGGCACAUUUAUUGUGCCACGUUAAAAUUUUGAAUCUGUGCCCCUCAUCCAGAUUACACAUACAGGGUUAGUUCAGUCGUCGUAGUGUGUAAUGUUCAAAAUGCCCAGACCUGUUGGGGGACGAUCUGUUUUAAGAGCGUGAUGUUGGGACACAAACUUUCAGGACAUUAAGUGUCUUUUCAGUUUGCACUGUGGCUGCAGGUUUGUCAUGGGUCAACAACACACACGGCAUAAUGCCUCAAUUCUGAGUGUUAAUGUUGUAUCAUACACAUAAACCUAUACAGUGCAAAACUAAAGACGUGGUUAUGAAACUUCAGAGAAUAAUAAUAAAAAAACACCAUUCAGGCA